GCUCAAGGGCUGAGGUAAAAUGUUAUUUUUCAAUGGCUGACCAUGCCCAAAUGGCAACGCCAAUUUUCAUGAAAAAUUUUUUUUCAAUAAGAUAAGUUCAUGAUAGAGCACCUCAUUAAAUUUAAAGAUGGGGUGGGCAUGGGUUUUAUCACAAUCAGUCUCAGAAUACUGACAAGUCUUUAUUAGAUCUGUAUCCUGCAUAAGCAUGACCUACUAUGACAUUGUUGUACUUUAUGACAUUGUUCUGUUAUAGAUGAAUAUUACAUCAGUGCAUGUGUGGAGUAUAAAAAUAAAGUUAAGCCUUAUGCAUCAACAUGACAAGACAUCGCUGAAAGAAAAAAGCCUUUUUUCAUAGCCAAAAACAUCAUUGAAUGGAAACCUCCUGCUAAUUCAGGAAAUUACAACUUUACAUUAAUGUCAUGUUAGUGAAAGUUAGUCUAGACAUGUUAUUUAACUUUAUGAUUUAAGAAUUCCCAUCAAUUUUAAAUAAUUUCUGAAAUUGGCUGUUCGUAUCCUGUAAUUGUCAAACCAGGAAGUCCUCUUCAAUAGCACCUGUCUAUUACAAGGAAACAGUAAAUAAAAAACCAAUGUAAGAAAUUUGCUUUAGAAACUUCAAACAGACUUCAGACUUUGGUGAAAGCAUUUAGUACAUUACUGAAAAGGCAGUUUUCUAGUUUACGAGAUUUAAGAUGGCAGAACAACUUUCAAAACUGACAAGUAUACAAAACAACCGAAAAUAUUGCUGUGACCCAUUCCAAGUGCAUAAAACCAAAAGAACAAAAGAUUUGAGACUCGUAACUGCAGAGCAAGCGAAGUGCAAUCCAUCUUUGGUUCAAGUUGGAAUGAAAAUAUGCACUAACUGUAGAAAACAGCUACAAAGAGUGGUUGGAGUAGAGCCGCCACUCGAGAAUCUGCUCUCUGAAGAGGAGGAUGACUUUGUUCCGCCUGAAAUUGAAUUUGAAAGCCUAAAUGAAACUUUAGGGAAAAUUGGAGAAAGCCCUCUGAGUCAACGAAAAAUAAUGUCAAGAUCCCGCUACCUUCCUCAAAAAAAGAAGAGAGUGCAUGACACCCUUGAAAGAAAAUUUGAUGCUGCAUGUGGCUCCUCUCCAUCGUUGAUUAUGGAUGUUUCUUCGGAUGAGGAAGAUGGAAUGCCAGCAGAAAUUGUGCAAAAACUAAUUGCAAAAUUUCGCAGCACUGAAAGUAGAAGUGAAAAGAUAACAGUUCUGACUAUUUUUGUGCAAACAUGGAGUCAAAGGAAAAUAAUGGCCACCUUUGGCUGCUCUCAAAGAAUGGCUACACAAGCAAUGCAUUUAUCAUUGGAAAAAGGCAUCCUUGCUACCCCAAAUCCAAAAACUGGAAAAAAGUUGCCAGAGAAUGUUUCAGAGGCUGUAGGAAACUUCUAUCGGCAAGAUGAUAUCAGCAGAGUUAUGCCUGGAAAAAAGGACUGUCUAAGUAUUCUUCGAGACGGCAAGAAGACUCUGUUUCAAAAAAGACUAGUUUUAGGAAAUCUUCGGGAAAUUUAUCAAACAUUCAAAUCCCAACAUCCAUCAAUGAAGAUAAGCUUCUCAAAGUUUGCAAUGGUUCGACCUAAAGAAUGUGUUUUAGCUGGAACAAGUGGCACUCAUUCUGUCUGCGUUUGUACAAUCCAUAACAAUGUAAAAUUGAUGAUGAACGGAUCCAUGAUGGCGUCUGUGACAGCCAAUGAAGUAGUUCCUGUUAGUCAUUAUGGACACGCAUUGGCUAAGAUGAUGUGUAAUCCCGCAGUACCAAACUGUCAUCUUGGUGAGUGCCCAUACUGCCCUGGUAAACAACCCCUGAGAGAGAUGCUUUUAAAAUGCUACGAAGAUAACGAUGUCGAUGAAGUAGAGUUUAAGCAAUGGACAUCUACUGAUCGCUCAAAACUAGAGACUAUGGUAGAGCCAAUAGAAGAUUUUGUGGAAGCAUUUAUUGAGAAACUUGACACUCUUAAGCGACAUGAUUUCAUUGCAAAACAGCAAUCUCAGUAUCUUUGCAAACGAAAGGAAGGUCUAGUAGAAGGAGAAUUUCUUGUGAUAGGUGACUUUUCAGAAAACUUUUCGUUUGUUGUCCAAGAUGAAGCACAAUCAUUCCACUGGAAUAACAGCAUGGCAACACUGCAUCCGUUUGUUUAUUAUUUCAAAGAGGAUGGACAAAUCAACCACAGCAACUUUGUACUAAUAUCAGAUUGCCAUACUCACAACACUGUUGCAGUCCACCUUUUUCAGAAAGAAUUGAUGAGACAUCUUUCAGAAAAGUUUCAGGUGCUGAAAGCAAUUAUCUAUUUUUCUGAUGGCUGUGCAGGCCAAUACAAAAGCCUCAAGAAUUUUUGUAACCUGUGCAUGCAUCAAUAUGAUUUUGGUGUGCCGGCUGAAUGGCAUUUUUUUGCAACAAGCCAUGGCAAGGGGCCUUCAGAUGGCAUUGGAGGCACUAUCAAAAGAGAAGCAACCAAAGCAAGUCUGCAGCGACCUUACCGUGAUCAAAUUUUGUCAGCUCUGAAGCUGUUUGAGUUUGUUGAUUCCCAUCUUAAAGGAAUCAAUGCAAAAUUUCUCACUGCUGCCGACUGGUAUUCAGAAGAAGAAAUUCUUCAUGAAAGAUUUCAGACUGCUAAAACGAUUGCUGGAACACAAAAAUUACAUUGUUUCAAACCAAUUUCAAAAUAUUCUCUUCUUGUCUCAGAAUACAGUGAAAGUGAAGUGACAAGGGAAGUUCAAGUAGUCAAAGCAGGCUGUGGUCAUAUUGAGCUCAGUAAGAUUACAGGCUAUGUUGCUGUAGUUUAUGACAGCAAGUGGUGGGUGGCAUAUGUUUCUAGCAUUCAACCAGAAACCAAUGAAGUGACAAUAAGCUUCCUGCAUCCCCAUGGCCCAAACCCAUCAUUUGUGUAUCCAGAACCUUUUGAAAUGCUUGUUGUUCAUGUCUCAGACGUACUUGUGCAACUUAAUCCGGUCACUUUUACAGGUCGCACCUACACAUUAUCAAAGGGGAAUCACAAGCAGCAAGCAUGUCUUUACAAAACAGAUUACAGAUGGAAUAAUUUUCUGAAACAAAAAUUCUCUCUAACUGCAAUGAACAUGACACUUGUUUUUAAAAUCAAACUACCGCUUGUAUGCAUUGCAUGAAGACUUACAUUGACUUUUAACCUUUCAAGAUAAUACUCAUCAGUAUUCUGAGACUGAUUGUGAUAAAACCCAUGCCAACCCCAAUUUUAUAUUUUAUGAAGUGCUUUAUCAUGAAUUUAUCUUAAUGAAAUAAAAUUUUCAUGAAAAUUGGCGUUGCCAUUUGGGCGUGGUCAGCCAUUGAAAAAUAACAUUGUACCUCAGCCCUUGAGCUUUUGAGGCUAGCAUCAAUUUCACUGGAAAUUUACUUUCAGCUUGUCAAGUGCUUUCAUUUGACACCAAUUCCAUCUUUAUAGGUUGAGUGUGAAGGAAGAUAUCAAUUUUAGGUGUGGCACAAGUAAUGACCGGUUGCGACAAAUUUCAAAAGUUUGACCGGUCAUAAUUCCAAAACCGCUUGACCAAUCAAAAAAAAAUUUGAAAUAUAGAAAAAGAUCGGUUUGCUUAACAUAAUACUAGAUUUUAAACAAAAUCCAUGACAAAAAUUUCAAGUUUGGACUUUUUUUGGUUACACUUGACAUAGAAUGUCCCGGGGCCAAAAGCCUCGUUUUCAUGAGAAAAUCUAAAAAGCUUAAUACAUCUUAUGUUGGGACUAAUUUUUGAAUUGUCAUCAGAAGGAACUAUGCAGUGCUAUUAAUUACUAACUGAUAAAUAACACUAUGGAAAAAACAACUGGAUCAUCUAAACGUAGUUCAAUCGUUUCAGAGUUCCUCAAGAUCGUCUUCUGAGUCACUGCACACAACAUUUUAAGCGUAAAACUCUUUUUCACUCUGGAAAUAGAAUCCUCAUUCACCCUAAUCAUGAACUAGUAAGCCCAACUGAAGCAUCAAACCACCUUGAAAAUCAUAGAGAUAUAAUUUGCAUGCAGCAUAUAAAGCCUUGUGUUUUCUUUACAUGGCGGCAGAAGACUGAAGUUAUGAUCUCUUACUGUUAUUCAAACUUCUGCACAAGCAAUAUGUGUCAGAGAAAACUCAAGAUGUUCUUGUUUUCUAUAAAAUACAGGACCAAGUAUAACUAGGAACAAAGCUAUAGCAAGAAAAAGCAUGCAGGCCAAGUAAUGCUUUCUUUUUCUAGAACUCAUGAGACCAUGUCUAUUAUUUUCCUUUGUUUUCAAGUACCCUGAGAAUCUAUGAGAAUCUUUGUUCCACCCAAUUCAUGCUACAAGGAUAUUGUUAGAAUGGUCACUUGCCAGAAUGGUACACUGAAAUUGGGGGGCCCUGCUAAAGAGUUGACUACGAUCCUUAAUAGUUGCAAGCUGAAAGGACUAAACAAUACUUCUUUGCUUUCUUCAUUGAUAUGGAAGCUGUUGAAGUCACAUAGCACCUUAAUGUCAGGACUCGUUAAGGUGUAUAGCUAACUUCACCCCUCUCAACUCUUUCACAAUCCUUUAUAUGCUGUUGUCCUUGUAUUUGUGAAAGACAAUCACAAUUUUUGUCACUGGUCUGGAAUGGUAGCAGUACUGGUAUUUCGGUCUCCCUUUGUUUGUUGGUAGAUUAAGGGCAAACCAAAUAUUUGGCUGCAGCAAGGUCCAAGCUGUAUCUGUUCAGUUUCUCCGCAGGUGAUAGUUCAUCAGAGCUAACGAUGGUCACUUGUGGCAGUUUCAUGCAAUUUAUCUCUAACAGUCAUUCUAAUGGCACCAUCUGCUGUGCUGAGAGGCAUUGACAUAGUUGCCUGCAUCGUGCUUGUUCGAGUGCACAACGAUAAGACCAAAAAUGUCUCUCUGAAAGCUCUUUUUUAUUCCUUUAAUGUUCAGCUCAUCUUCACUGACGAAUCCUUGAAGGUUGCAACAACUUUGUUUCCAGUUCAUUUAAAAAUAGAAAGUAAGUAUUUUCGAGGGUACUGUUCAUUGGUAAAUCCCGCCGACACUGUCAGGUGUACCCAAGCUCAUUCGGAACGUUUCUCUGAGAGGGGUGGUCCUUUCCUUAAACUUAGGACAGGUAAACUUGAAAAAGGGGUACUUUUUGAAUCUGCAAAAAUCACUGAAAAAAGGUGCUUUCUACAACCAACGUAGACCACGAUUGCUCUUUACUGACAAUAUCACAGGAUCUCAAAGAUUUUUUAGAAAGAGCACCACCUCAAUUUGAUUCAAUACAACAUUUGCAAGACAAGAUUUUUGUUUGUAUAAAGGUCAUUUGCAACUUAUAAUAGAAAUGUUGGCAGUUUUGCUUGACAAUGUCUUCCUUUUUCACUUAUCACCAUUCUAGACAAACCUAUAAACCAAUAAAAAUAAGAAUCAUAUAAACUUCAGCAUUCUUCAAUAAGUACAGUUUUAGCCAAAGUAGUGCAACAGCAUCAUAGCAGAGCAGGAACUCCUGUUCACUUUCUUCUUUUGUAUUUUGGUAUUAUAUCUCAGUAAAAAGGGUAUAAAAAGUUCACAAAGAACAUGGGUACACAACUGAUUGAGAGUGAACAAGCUGGGCAAUGAUUAAGCAAGGUUUGUUGUGUAUUUUAUAGAAAUCAAAGAAAAUCUUGAGUAAAUCUUCUUCGACACAAGUUGUUUGUGCAAAAAUUCCAAAGUCAAAAAGGGAUCAUAAAUCUCAGUUUUCUGUCGCCAUGAAAAAAAAACAGAAGGCUACUUACUCUGUGUGCAGACUAUAUCUCCAUGAUUUUCAAGGUGGUUUGAUGCUGGGCUCCUAGUAGAUAGAUCAUGAUUGGGGUGAAUGACGAUUCAAUUGUCAAAGUGAAAAAGAGCUUUACGCGUAGAGUGUUGUGUGCAGUUACUCAGAAGACGAUCUUGAUGAACUUUGAAAUGUUUAGAUGAUCCUGUUGUGUUUUUCAUAGUGCUAUUUAUCAGUUAGUAAUUAAAAACGCUGCUUAGUUCCUUCGGAUGACAAUUCAAAAAUUAUUCCCAACAAAAGAUGUAUUAAGCUUUUAAGAUCACACAAUUUUCUCAUGAAAACAAGGCUUUUGGCCCCCUUAACAGACCACAAGUCAAUUUUAAGCAUUUAUGUGCAAGAAAUAUUCUUAAUUAACUUUAAGGCUUUAAAUUAUUUCCAUUUAAACUGUUCUUUGAUUCAUUUUUUUCAAAUACGCAAAAACGAGACUUCAAACAUGAAAAGAGGCUGAUGGCCCCCCAAAAAACCCUGUAUAACAUUGAUUUUCAAAAUCAGCACCCUUGAAUUGACCAAAAGCACUUGGUCCCAUAAAUUUCGCUCCUGGGCGUCCAUUUCCCUAUUCUCAUUGGGCUAGCAGGUGCUAAUGCCUCCUUAAAUUUUUUCAAAGAUAUGCUGCAAAACUUUCAAAAAUUUAUGAAAUACCAUUUGAUGAGAAUGAAGUCAUAUAUUUCGUUAAAUUUAAUAUGUUUUGUUUAAUCGAAAAGUGU
Molecule: messenger RNA, 6450 nt
Organism: Rhopilema esculentum
Lineage: Eukaryota; Metazoa; Cnidaria; Scyphozoa; Rhizostomeae; Rhizostomatidae
Source: RefSeq, a predicted model, not a curated record